This is a messenger RNA of Myxocyprinus asiaticus (Chinese sucker), 4970 nucleotides long. Its product is annotated as alpha-actinin-4-like. The record is from RefSeq and is a predicted model, not a curated record. Gene Ontology annotation, biological process: muscle cell development; actin cytoskeleton organization. Gene Ontology annotation, molecular function: actin filament binding; calcium ion binding. Bases 184 to 2889 code for a protein of 901 amino acids. Gene Ontology annotation, cellular component: cell junction; plasma membrane; cell projection. Lineage: Eukaryota; Metazoa; Chordata; Actinopteri; Cypriniformes; Catostomidae. The transcript is spliced from 21 exons.
UUCCUACUCCAUUUUUGUGAGACGGGUGGAGGAGCGCACUCUCGGCGGGGAUUCUGUCAGUCCACGCAGCGGAUACUUCACCCUGAGCAAUAAAGGCUUCGAGAGCGAUUACUGCGACCCAUUUUCUUAUAAAUCUGGUCUGAGAAGAGUCUAGAAGGUGUUCUCAGGUUGUUGUUUUUUGACAUGGUAGAUUAUCACGCUGCCAAUAAUCAAGCUUUUUAUUCGACAGGCGGGCAACCAAGCUACAUGGAACAGGAGAACGACUGGGACCGGGACCUGCUGCUGGACCCGGCCUGGGAGAAACAGCAGAGAAAGACUUUCACGGCCUGGUGCAACUCUCACCUGAGGAAGGCAGGAACACAAAUCGAAAACAUCGAGGAGGAUUUCAGAGAUGGACUCAAACUAAUGCUUCUCCUAGAGGUCAUCUCAGGGGAGAGAUUACCUAAACCUGAAAGAGGCAAGAUGAGAGUGCACAAGAUAAACAAUGUCAACAAAGCUCUGGACUUCAUCGCCAGCAAAGGAGUCAAACUGGUGUCCAUUGGUGCAGAAGAAAUUGUGGAUGGAAAUGCCAAGAUGACUUUGGGAAUGAUCUGGACCAUCAUCCUCCGCUUCGCAAUCCAAGACAUCUCGGUGGAAGAAACCUCUGCUAAAGAAGGACUAUUGCUCUGGUGUCAGAGAAAGACGGCUCCUUAUAAGAACGUCAACGUUCAGAACUUCCAUAUCAGCUGGAAGGAUGGUCUCGCCUUCAAUGCUCUGAUCCAUAGACACAGGCCGGAGCUCAUUGAUUAUGAUAAACUGAGAAAGGAUGACCCAGUGACCAAUCUGAACAAUGCUUUCGAAGUGGCGGAGCGAUACCUUGAUAUCCCCAAGAUGUUGGAUGCAGAGGAUAUCGUGGGCACACUACGGCCGGACGAGAAGGCUAUUAUGACCUACGUCUCCUGUUUCUAUCACGCCUUCUCUGGUGCUCAGAAGGCUGAGACAGCAGCCAAUCGUAUCUGCAAGGUGUUGGCGGUCAAUCAGGAGAACGAGCACCUGAUGGAGGACUAUGAGAAGUUAGCCAGUGAUUUGUUGGAGUGGAUACGUAGGACAAUCCCAUGGUUGGAAAAUCGUGCUCCAGAGAAGACUAUGACAGAAAUGCAGCAGAAAUUGGAAGAUUUCCGUGAUUACCGUCGUGUUCACAAACCACCCAAAGUUCAGGAGAAGUGUCAGUUAGAGAUCAACUUCAACACAUUGCAGACCAAACUCCGUUUGAGCAACCGACCUGCCUUUAUGCCAUCUGAGGGACGCAUGGUGUCAGACAUUAAUGGGGCAUGGCAUAAAUUGGAAGGGGCAGAGAAAGGCUAUGAAGAGUGGCUACUGAAUGAGAUCCGGCGUUUGGAGAGGCUUGACCAUCUUGCAGAAAAGUUUAGACAGAAAGCAGCCAUCCAUGAGAGCUGGACAGAUGGUAAGGAGGCCAUGCUAACUCAGAAGGAUUAUGAGACUGCAACUCUGUCCGAGAUUAAAGCUCUCCUAAAGAAGCAUGAGGCAUUCGAGAGUGACCUUGCCGCCCACCAGGACAGAGUGGAGCAGAUUGCUGCCAUUGCACAGGAGCUCAAUGAGCUGGACUACUACGAUGCCCAGAGUGUUAAUGCUCGCUGUCAGAACAUUUGUGAGCAGUGGGAUGCUCUGGGUUCACUAACACAGAGUCGUAGAGAUUCUCUGGAGAGGACAGAGAAACAGCUAGAGUCUAUUGAUGAGCUUUACCUGGAGUACGCUAAGAGGGCGGCACCAUUCAACAACUGGAUGGAGGGGGCAAUGGAGGACCUUCAAGAUAUGUUCAUUGUGCACAACAUAGAGGAGAUCCAGGGACUUAUGACAGCUCAUGAGCAGUUUAAGUCAACUCUUCCAGAGGCAAAUAAAGAGCGGGAAGCGAUUCAGGCCAUCCAGGCUGAAGUGCAGAAAAUCGCUCAGUACAAUGGCAUCAAACUGGCUGGAAAUAAUCCUUACACCAGCAUAACCCCUCAGAGCAUUGACAGCAAGUGGGACAAGGUGCAGCAUCUGGUUCCUCAACGUGAUCAGGCUCUGCAGGAAGAACUUGCACGCCAGCAGUCCAAUGACCAUCUCAGACGCCAGUUUGCUAACCAGGCCAACAUGAUUGGACCAUGGAUACAAAACAAGAUGGAGGAGAUUGGCCGGAUAUCAAUCGAGAUGAACGGAACGCUUGAGGAUCAGUUGACUCACCUGCGUCAGUACGAGCAUAGUAUCAUUGAAUACAAACCCAACAUCGAUAAACUCGAGGGAGACCAUCAGCUCAUUCAGGAAGCACUUAUAUUUGACAACAAAUACACUGCUUACACUAUGGAGCACCUGCGUGUUGGCUGGGAGCAACUCCUUACUACAAUUGCUCGCACCAUAAACGAGAUCGAGAACCAGAUUCUGACUAGAGAUGCUAAAGGCAUCAGCCAGGAGCAGCUUCAUGAGUACCGCACCUCCUUCAAUCACUUUGAUAAGGACCACAGUGGUGUCUUAGCAGCCGAGGAGUUCAAGGCUUGUUUGAUCAGUCUGGGUUACGACGUAGAAAACAACAAGCAGGGUGAUGCUGAAUUUACUCGUAUUAUGGGUAUUGUUGACCCCAACAACAGUGGAGCAGUGACCUUCCAGGCCUUCAUCGACUACAUGUCGAGGGAAACAACCGAUACGGACACUGCAGACCAGGUCAUCGCUUCAUUUAAGAUCCUAGCCGGAGACAAGAACUACAUCACAGCAGAGGAGUUGAGGCGUGAGCUUCCUCCUGACCAAGCAGAGUACUGCAUUGCCCGAAUGGCACCAUACACAGGCCCUGAUGCAGUUCCAGGUGCACUUGACUACAUGUCCUUCUCCACCGCCCUGUAUGGAGAGAGCGACCUCUAAGGGCCACCUCCAGAACUCCGGAGCAGCUCUCUCUCCUGCAUCAGUUCUGAUCUCCUGACAGACUAGAUUGAUGAGAGCACUGGAUGAAGCCGCAUCUGUCUUUCUCUCACCCAUCCAGUCCUUAAAGAGAUCAAUGCUCCUUAAGAAGAGGAAAAUAUUUAAGAGUGUUGGAAAUGGGACUUAAAAGCACACCUGAGGGGGAGGGGGCAAUGAAGUUUAGGGGAGGAGGGUUGCCAUGGCAUUGUGAGAGGAGCAGAUAACUUGAUGAAGCUUGCCACACUUUGAGGGAUAACCUUUUGAUUCGGUGUUAAACAUGUCUGUCUUGGAGAGCUUAAGGAAAGGGAGGAAAGAUCCUAUAUAGAUCAUAUAUAGAAGUAAAGAGAAGUUUAAGUUGUUUAGCAGGUUCAGAGUGUCAUGGCAGUGGUUUUGUGUGUUUGGACUGUGGCCACAGCUCAGGUUCUUUAACUGUGCUUAAUCUUUCCCAUUUUCUCUUAACAUAUGUAACAAAUGACAUAUGUACUAUCAAAAAGACUCACGUAUGUUAUUUUUUAGCUUUCAAGUAAUCACCACCAGCAGUAACCUGUAAAGACACUUGAUGUUAAGCCUUUGGGCUAAACAAAUUAGAAAAAUAUAAAAUCUUGUUUUGGAUAUAAAACUAGUUUUUACUGGGAUAGAACUAAGAAAGCUUAAAGAAUCUGCUUUGGAUUCAGUCUAUGCCUAGACACCUAACCUGCACCCUCUACCCCCUGUUGGGGAGGGCGCAAGCUUUUCCAGUUAACAUGUUAUUUUCUUUGUUUUAAUUUUGUUGUUGUUGUUUUGUUGCUAGGGUUGGUGGGGUGGGAGGUUUUGGUUUGGGGUUGGAAUAUGUUAUUUUGCAGAUAGCAAGGCUAUAUAUCAUUUGAAAGUUGAAAGAAUGACUCAAAGUGUUUUCAUAGCUAAUUUUGUGACAUGCCCUCUUAACCCAUUUUGCUGGAUCUGUGGAACUCUCUGAAAAUCUAACCUCAGCCUUUUCCUCUUUUUUUUUUUUUUCUCCUCUCCAGCAAUUUUGAGUUAGUGGGGUUCUACGCUGUACAUACUUAUUUUCCAGUACACAGAACUGUCGGAUUACCCAUGGCGGUCACACAGGGCUUCAGAUCAUAAAUACAGAUGGUAGUGUAAUCAAGCAGUUUCACCCGUGGAGUACUGUAGGCAGGUUCGAGUGGCUGCAGGUUUGGUUUAGUUUGUUUUUGGGGUUGAAGAAUAAAACUACAAAAGUACCCAGUCUUUUUUUUUUUUUUCCCGCAAUCAACCAUACAGCGUUCUCUUAUUGACUCCCAGACUCAAGAAGACAUGUCCCUUAAGGAUUUCUCUGAAAAUUGUAACUAAUAAUGGCAUCGAUCUAUAAUUGUUUCAAAAAUAUUCCUGAAAGUCCAUGUAGGAGCUUCAAUACAGCUACUGAAUCAACUGUGAGGAGUCAAAAAAAAAAAAGAAGAAAAAAAAGAAAUUUAUAUAUAUAUAUAUAUAUAUAUAUAUAUAUAUAUAUAUUACAAAUAAAGCACAACUGUGCCUGGUAGCUGAAGGUUGCUCGCUCUCUCUCUCUCUCCUAUUUCUUUCUUUUUGUUGUACGCUCGAUUUCUCUUACAAUAGGAAGGGAAAGGGACCCAGUGGACACCUCUGGAGGUUGAGAAGAGUUGAAGUCUUAAUGAAUAUUCCAUUAUGUCUUAAUUCAAAUUAAAUUACUGUUUAACAAAUCUAUGCAAUCAUGUAUCCAAUACCAACCAUGCUCAGAAAUGAAUGGUGGGGGUGAUUUGCAAUCAAAAGUGUUGAAUUAGCCUAAUUCAAGGGAGAAAAAAAUUGAGGGUAGAGGGAGGGGAUAAGGAAGGGUUUCAGAAGAUUUGAACAGACUUGGACCAGAAGCCUCUUAGCAUCUGCAAAGUUGAAGAGAAGCAUUUAAAAUUCUGAUUUUUUUUAUUUUUUUUUUUUGUACUCUAAUAUGAAACCUUAUCUGCUGUAAUGGAAAUUUACAAAAAUGCUUAGUCUCAAAAUGAAAAGUGAAUUUCACAUGAACACAAAGUUUGCUUAUAAAAUAUUACCACUUUGAA